Molecule: messenger RNA, 5865 nt
Organism: Talpa occidentalis (Iberian mole)
Lineage: Eukaryota; Metazoa; Chordata; Mammalia; Eulipotyphla; Talpidae
Product: zinc finger protein 875-like
Exons: 2
Coding region: 1284-3185 (633 amino acids)
Biological process (GO): regulation of DNA-templated transcription
Source: RefSeq, a predicted model, not a curated record
CCAUCCAGGCAGGGCCCUGCGAGGCCUCCGGUGACAUCAUCCCGAAGCAGCUUCCCCUCGCACCGCGCCCGGUUUCCAGAGCUCUGGGCGGGUUAUUCUGUCUCUGUCUGACCGCGGUUGCAGAGGCAUCGCCACCGGCGGGUGGGACGCAGGGCCAGGAGGAGGGGGAAUGCAGGCAGCGAGGGAAGGAGGAGCCUGCAGGCGACAGCUUGAGUCCAGCCCCGCGCACUAUUUGCUGCCUCGGUGCCUGCGCUGACCUCAGCACCAGGAAUACUUCUGCUGCAAAUUAAAAUUCAAAAGAAACAAAAGUACUUUAUUCAAAUAGUGACAACAGGAAAAACAAACAACAUAAAAAGCAUUACCUUCUAUGAAGAUAAAGAAGUGUGAUGGAUUUAAAUAAGCCAAAUGAACUGAAUUCCAGAAAGAAACCCUUCAAAGAGGAGGAAAGAGCAGCAGUCACUUCCAUCUGGGGGUCAUUGCCAUGUCUGGAUUCAAUCUUCCCUGCCAGGACUGAGGACAGCGAGGUCUACAGAAUGUAAUCUAGAUGGAUGGAACCUCCUCUUAACUAAGUUAUUACCCCUCUUCCCCCAAUUCCUGCCUGGAAUUUGAAAAAAAAUAAGUGAAUAAAAACCUGGUAAGUAAAUCAAAAUCAACUAGCUGUGAACAUUCUGCAAUGAUUGGAUUCCAGGACUUUAUGGAACUGAAACAAAAGGUGAAAUAAAUCUGUUUGAUACUUCAGCCAAGUUCAAAUACAGACAUAUCCAAAAGCUCACAGAAUAAAACAGAGAUCACACUGGAGUCAAGAAAUAGGUUCACACAUAAUAACUCAUUGGUUUCAAAUAAAGUAUCAAAUCAAUUCAAAGGAGAAAGGAAAUACUCUCAGAAAUGUUGGAAAUACUUGAUAUCUAUAUGGGGGAAAACUGAAAUGACCUCUGUCAUAUAUGGUACACAAAAAUGAAUUUGAAACAGAUCAUAGCCAUAGUGUAAUAGCUAAAAUUGUAAAACUUCUACAAAAUUAUAUAACUUUCCAUAAGAGAAGUGGUGUUGCAGGUUUCCUCUAGCCCAUAAUCCCUAACAUCAUCCCUUGCUGUGGAAAAAAUAUUGCAACCAUGUCACCAGCAACUUUAGCUGUGAACUUCUGUCCAUGAAAACCCCCCACAGGGGUAGACUCAACACUGAGGGUGGGGCUAUGAACACUUGCAUGGUAGCUACUGCAAGGAUAAGGCAAGGCUAGGCAAGGAUAAGACUUCACCUUUCUGCAGACCAUUCAGGACAUCAGAAAAAUGGCCUUGGGUUUCUUGAGAGCUAGAAGACAGGAAGCAUUUGUGUCAUUCCAUGAUGUGUCUGUGGACUUCACCCAGGAAGAGUGGAGACUAUUGAGCCAUGCUCAAAGGACAAUGUACAAGGAUGUGAUGCUGGAAAACUACAGUAACCUGGUCUCCUUGGGAAUUGCAUUCUCCAAACCAACACUUGUCAUUCUGCUAGAGCAGGGGGAAGAGCCUUGGAGAAAAGAGAGAGAUUAUCUGUCCAACCCCUAUUCAGCAAAUACAAAGUCAAGAAGUCAAGUGUGUUCUUCCUCCACUCUGGACUUCUGCAGUCAACAACUGUGCCACCAGGUGCUACAAGAUCAUUACAUUCCAAUCUUCCCAGGCUUAUUUGUGGGAACUCUCCAAGUAUCAGAUCUCUGCCUAGCAUAUCAGAAGCAGCCACAACAACCACUCUCUUCUGAAAGUUCCUGUAGUGACACAGUGGAAGGAAACCACAGAGGUUGGGACUCCAAAAAUGUUUGGGGGAGGACAAGGGAAUGGGUUACUUCAAGAACCUUCUCAAGGGAAGGCAAGACAAUGGUGGAAAUAAAAUUCAGCUCAGCUGAGAAGGCAAACCCUUUAGAAACAGACAAAAUACUAAGGUGGGUAGAAGCCUCUGGAUUUGAAGUAGUCAAGUGUGGAAAUGGUGACCUAGGUUUUCACCAGAAGUCAGCUCUCUUCAUUCAUCAGAGGACCCAUUUAAGGGAAAAGCCUUAUUUCUGCUGUGAGUGUGGUCGAAGCUUUAGCUAUAAGUCAGCUCUCAUCACACACAAGAGAUCACACACAGGAGAGAAGCCUUAUCUCUGCACCGAGUGUGGGCAAGCCUUUAGCCAGAAGUCAAACCUAGUCACACACAAGAUGGCACACUCUGGAGAGAAACCCUUUGCAUGUGAGGAGUGUGGGCGCAGCUUUAGCCAGAAGUCAACCCUCAUCCGACAUCUAAGGACACACUCAGGAGAGAGGCCCUUUGUGUGCCAGGAGUGUGGGCGAGGUUUUAGGGAUAAGUCAAACCUUAUCACACACCAGAAAACCCACUCCUGGGAGAAGCCUCAUGUGUGCAGUGACUGUGGGAGGCUUUUUAGAGAUAAGUCAACUCUCAGCAAACACCGACGGAUUCAUUCAGGGGAGAGCCCUCAUUUGUGCAGUGAAUGUGGCCGGAGCUUUAGUCAGAAGUCGUACCUCAUAAAACACAAGAGGAUACACUCUGGUGAGAAACCUUUUGUGUGUCAAGAGUGUGGAAGAGGCUUUAGUGAUAAGUCAAACCUUACCACACAUCAGAGGACACACUCGGGUGAGAACCCAUAUAUGUGUGCAGAGUGUGGAAGAAGGUUUAGCGUGAAGUCAGCUCUCAUUACACACCAGAGGACACACUCAGGAGAGAAGCCUUACAUGUGCAAAGAAUGUGGGCGAGGCUUUAGACAUAAGUCAACUCUCACUGCACAUCAGAGGACACACUCAGGUGAGAAACCUUUUGUAUGUAGGGAAUGUGGACGAGGCUUUCGACAGAAGUCACACCUCAUCAGUCACGAACGGACACACUCUGGAGAAAAGGCAUAUGUUUGCAUGGAAUGUGGACAUGGCUUUAACCAGAAAGCAAAUUUAGUCAGGCACAAGCUGGCCCACUCAAGGGAGAAGCCCUUUGUCUGCAUGGAGUGUGGGAGAGGUUUUAGCCAAAAGUCAGCUCUCAUAAGACAUCAAAGGACACAUUCUGGGGAGAAGCCAUAUAUAUGUAGAGAGUGUGAACAGGGCUUUAGCGACAAGGCAACCCUCAGCAUACAUCAGAGAACACACUCAGGGGAGAAGCCUUGUGUUUCUAGUAAGUGUGGGGAAGGCUUUAGACUGAAAUCACUUAUUAGACAUCAGAGGACACACUUGUAGAGAUCUAUGUACAGGGAAUGUAAAAGAGACCUUAGCAAUAAAUAACAACUCAUUGUGCAAGGAAAGACAACUUAGGGGACACUCAAGUGUGUAAGGAGUGAGCUUCAGUGCUACUCUCACUAGACAACAGAAGACCCUGAAGGUGACAUUUGUUCUUGUCUAGAGAUUUUUUUUCUGUUCUCAUAACUGGGAAAAUAUUGGCAUCUAGUGCGUAGAUACCAAGGAUGCAGUUAAAGAUCCCAUAAUACACAAUUCCCAAUAACAAAGAAUUAUCUGACGCUGUAAGACUUGGACCCUCUAAUACUGGCUUCAGCUGCAGGACUCCCUCCCCCUCCACGCACAUGCAUUGGCUUGGCAAAAAAUUCCCCAGACUGUGCUGCAACUUGAAAGCCUUCCUUCUCAGCCAUCCUUCAUUCCCCUUUUCGUUUGUAUCCAAAUAUAAUGCUUCUCCUUGCCUUCUCGAAUGUCCUUUCCAUUUUUUCCCCUCAAAAUUGGUUUUCCCAAUACUCUCACAUAUCGAAUGCUUUCUUUAUUCUCAGAAAACUUCAACUAACAUAAUUAAAAAGGAAAAAAAAAUAUGGUAACUACAGGGAGGCAACUUGGUAUACAACAUCUUCACAAAGCUGCUAAUAUUGGGACAGAUUGACACAAGGGCCUCCUACCAGGAUUCAUUUUUAAGAAUACCAGGUCUGUUUUUUAUAACUAUUCAAACAAAUGUGUAAACUAAAUCUUGUUAUGAGAAAUCACUAGAUCAACCUAAAUCAAGGAAUGUCCCAUAAAACAGCUGUGCAUUUUGAAACUCUUCAAAAAUGUCAAGGCUAGGAGCAAAAAAUGAAGCUGAUAAAUUAUUCCAGAUUUAAAAAGAAAAGGAGAUAGAAUAAAACUGUUGCAAUAGGAUUAGAUCUGGACAGAUAAUAUAUAGUUACUAAUGACUAUGGAUUGGCAAAUAACAUUUAAUCAAUGUUAAAUCAAUGAUAAAAUGCAAUAUAGAGUGGUUAUGGGAAUCAUGUUUUUUCUCUGGAAAUACAGUAGAGUUUAUAGGAGUUAAAGGAAACAAUAACUCCAACUCAUUUACAAAUUGUUCAGGAAAAAAAAUGGUCUUGAAGUGUUUAUAGAAAGUAAGUGUAUAUCUAAAAUGCAGAUACUUUUCUCAGCAAGGUGAGGGGGAAGGGAGUGUGAGAGAAAGAGGGGGCAACUGAGGAGAGAGAGGGAAAUAGAAUAAUGAUAAAUCAUGGAUAAAUACUGAUAAAUUUAUGCAAGUGUGUCUUAAACUUUUAUUGCAACUUUAGGUUUGAUUUUUACAUAAUAAACUAAAAUAUCAAAAAAGAUAAAGAAAGAAGGAAGGAAGCUCCUGGGAUGUGGGGCUGCUUGGUGGCUGGAUUAAUCACAAUUAAAUGUGAGCCUUUUCAGCACAGCCCAGAAUAACUCAACUCCUAGAGAAAUUUGAAAAAUUGGCUCAUAUCCCAACUGUUCAUUAGAAGAGAAGGCUUGCAUUAUCUGUGAAAUACAUUAGUCUCUAAUAGUUCUCCUACAAUAAACUGUGUUGUGGAUAUAAUUUAAAAUUACCAGAUUAUGACAUUAAGUAGGAAAAUAUGACCUAGGAAAAACAAGUAAUAGUAGACCAACAACUCACAUAGAUAAUGGAAAUUGCAACAAAGGUUUAAAUUAAAUCAAUUAUUAUAACAAUUUUAAAGAGUUUAUAAGAAAACUGCCAGGCUAUUUCAAAAGUAAAACCAGAGUUCUAGAAAAAGUAUCAAAUAUGAAUACUAAUAUUGAAAUACAUAACAACUGAAUUUUUUUCUCCAGGUCUGCUGAUGCAGCAAAGUUAAAUGCCAUUUUCCUUCCAUUUCUUAAUAAAAUAACUUUCAUGGAGAGUCAAAUGAGUGAUUUAAAUGAAACCAGAAAUAACAUUAGGAGUCAUGACUUUGAAAGUUAUUCAUCUUCGGAUUCUUUAAACUUGGAAAAACAGUCACUAUAAUCUAGUCUAGUAAACCACAUUAUGAAGAACACUGAAUUUAAAUUAUUUCUCUUAUUUUCUAUUCCAGAUAAAAAUCACACCCCAUCUUUCAAUUCUGUCAGUUGCCUACCAAGCUGAUAUGCUUCUGCAAUUCUUAUUUUGAAAUGUUUUCCUUCCAACUUUAAACAGGCAAUUUGUUUUCUUUUUAGGCAAAUGCCUACAUAGUAGUAUUAUUUUCCAGAAAUAUUUUUUUAAUUAUAUCAUCUAAGAGUAAGAAUCGUCUCUCUCUCUCCCAACACACCACCUCUUCCCUCCCUCUUUCUCCCCAACAUCUCAGUUAGUAAGUAUAACGUCUUAGUUUUUGUGGUUUCAAUUUCAAGGGAGCAGUAACUAUUAAAAGCCAUAAAUUUUCAUAGUUAACCUAUCUUCAUUAAUCAAUAUUCCCAUAUUGAAUUAGAUGGAAAAAACAAUGGACUUGCCAACUCAGUAUUGGGAUUAAGAUGGAUGAAACAUUCAAGAAUUGAUUAGUGUUUAUUAUAGAAAAUGACCCUGCAAAAUAUAUAUGUAGUAUAAUCAAGAUGUUUUGGGCAACUGUGAUUUGGAAUUCUUCUCUAAUAUUUACAUCAGAUAAUGAUAUGCAAAUUUUAUUUUACUGUAUUAGUAUAAACAUACAACAUUUAGUAGUUUGGGGUGACUAUUUUUUCUCCUUUCAGCAGACUAUGA